Messenger RNA from Diospyros lotus (date-plum), 2479 nucleotides. RefSeq names its product disease resistance protein RUN1-like. Gene Ontology annotation, biological process: signal transduction; defense response. Gene Ontology annotation, molecular function: ADP binding. The record is from RefSeq and is a predicted model, not a curated record. The transcript is spliced from 4 exons. Lineage: Eukaryota; Viridiplantae; Streptophyta; Magnoliopsida; Ericales; Ebenaceae. The coding region runs from base 377 to 2359 and encodes 660 amino acids.
CCAUUAAAUAAUUUGCUUUGCUUUUUGACUUCAGAGUUGACGAUGCUCUGUACGAUCAUUCAAUAAUUUCGCCCAUGCUGUUCUACUUUUUCCGCGAAAUUUCGCCCCGGUUUCCCAGCAGUUGCCCAUUCAAUAUGUGCUCUCUCUUUCUCUCUUUUUUUUCUCUUUCUCUUUCUCUCGCACUCCCCUAAUUUGCUUUGCUUUGGUCGGUUUCCUAGAAGGUGCCCAUUCAAUAAUUUGCUUUGCUUUGUGACUUCAGAGUAGACGACGCUCUCUAGUCUCUACCCGAUCAGUCUGAUUAUAAAUCAAAGAGGUAGACUUUGAUUGAUCUCCAGUUUUCUCCAACACAUCCAUUCUUCUCUGCUCCCUCUGUUCAAUGACUACUACUACAAGACGCAAAGAGCCCGCCGCCUCCUCCUCCUCCUCCUCCUCUUUCGCUUCUCGGAGCAGCGGCUGCUAUCACGUGUUCUUGACCUUCAGAGGCAAGGACACUCGCCUUAACUUCGUCGACCAUCUCUACACGGCCCUUACAAAAGCCGGAUUUCGCACCUUCAGGGACGACGAUGAAAUCCAAAGUGGAGAAAGCAUCAAGGUUGAGCUGGGGAGGGCAAUCAAAGAGUCGAGGCUUUCAAUUGUUGUCUUGUCCAAAAACUACGCGUCUUCAAGCUGGUGCCUCGAUGAGCUUGCGAUGAUCCUCGGAAAACGACGGAGGGGGGACCCUGCCCACGUGGUUCUGCCGGUGUUCUACCGCGUGGAUCCGUCGGAUGUCAGGAAACAAAAGGGAGUUUAUGCGGAGGCAUUUGCGAGGCAUGAAGAGCGAUUCAAGUUCGAGGUGGGAGAGGGUGAAGCAGCAAAGGAGUGGAAGGAGAAAUUGAAAGGGUGGAGAAAAGCGCUGGAGGAAGUUGCUGGUUUAGCAGGAAUGCCAGAUGGAGUUGAUAGGUACGAGUCAAAGCUUAUCCAAAAAAUUGUCAAGGUGGUUGAAGACAAGCUAAGCCGACCAAGAGUCUUGAAUGUUGCCACUUACCCCAUUGGACUAGAUUCCCGUGCCAAAAGCAUUAAUUUGUGGUUACAAGAUGGGGGGGUUGAUGUUGGAAUUAUUGCCAUUUGUGGGAUGGGUGGAAUUGGCAAGACAACCAUUGCUAAAUUUGUGUACAACUCAAACUUCUCAAAAUUUGAAGGUAGCAGCUUCCUGGCAAAUAUAAGAGAAAUUUCUGGACAACAAAACGGUUUAAUUCGUUUACAAAGCCAACUUCUUUCAGAUAUUCUGCGUGGAAGAGAGGAAGAAAUACGCCAUGUUGAUGAAGGGAUUCUUAAGAUUAAAGAAGCUAUUGGUUUUAAAAGAGUUCUUAUAGUUCUUGAUGAUGUGGAUAAACAAGAACAAUUAGAUGUAGUCCUUGGAAUGAAGGAUUGGCAUUCACCAGGUAGUAAAUUGAUCAUAACUACUAGGCACGAGGACUUACUAAGAGCUCAUGAGUGUUGGAAAGUACACAGGGUAGAGGAGUUGAAUCACGACGAAUCCCUACAGCUUUUCAGUUGGCAUGCCUUUGGACAAAGCCAUCCUAUUGAUGGUUAUUUGAUAGACUCAAAAAGGGCAGUAGAUUAUUGCAGCGGGCUUCCAUUAGCUGUUAAAAUUUUGGGUUCUUCCCUAUCUGGUAGAAGUUUAGAUGUGUGGAAAAGUCAACUACAAAAAUUGAAGGCAAUUCCAGACAAUAAAAUCCUUGAGAAACUCAAACUAAGUUACGACUCUUUACAAGAUGACCAUGACAAAGAUUUAUUCCUUGAUAUUGCUUGCUUCUUUGUUGGAGGGGACAAAGACACCACAACUACAAUCCUAGAGGGAUGUAAUUAUUUCACAGUGGUUGGGAUUCAAAAUCUUAUUGACAGAAAUAUGUUAACCAUUGAAGGUAACAAGCUUGUGAUGCAUCAAUUGAUUCAGGAAAUGGGAAGGGAAAUUGUCCGGCAAGAAUCACCCAAAGAGUUAGGAGGACGUAGCAGGCUCUGGAAUCACAAGGAUUCCUUUAGUGUCUUGAAGGGAAAAAUUGGCACAGGAAAAAUCAGAGGCCUCGUUCUUGACAUGUGCUCAAAUGUACCAUUGGAAGGUGAUGCAUUUUCUGGGAUGUCCAAUCUCCAACUUCUACAGAUUAGUCAUGCAGAAUUAUUUGGAAACUAUGAAAUUUUCCCCAAAGGAUUGAAGUGGUUGCAUUGGUCUCAUUUCCCUUUAGAAAGGAUACACAAGGAUUUUCCUUUGGACAUGCUGGUUGCUCUUGAAAUGCCUUAUAGUUGCUUGAAAAAGGUUUUAAAUGGAACCAAGGUUUGUUUCCUAUUUCCCUUUCUUUUUAUUUCUUCUAUCAAUUUGUAAUUUCAUUAGAUUUUUAACCAAAUUAUUAACAUUCGUUCUCUCUUGUUGUUUUACAGUGCCUCGAAUUACUAAAAAUCCUUAAUCUAAGUCAUUCCUGUUAUCUUUUUGAGACUCCUGAUU